AUGGCAAUGCAGGCGCGCACUGUGGAGGUCUUCUUUGACGUUGUCUCGCCGUAUGCCUACCUCGGUCUGGAGAUUGUGAGGCGGUACGCCGGGGCUUGGGCGCUCAACGUGGCGUACACGCCGUUCUUUCUGGGCGGGGCCAUCAUGGCGACCAAAAACACGCCGCCGGCCAACGUGCCGACCAAGGCCAAGUACAUGGAGAUAGAUGUGCGGCGGAGCGGCGAUAUCAUGGGCAUGCCGGUCAUCAUGCCCGACAACUUCCGCGAGGUCAUGUUUGGCACGCUCAAGGCCCAGCGGGUGCUCACCGCUCUCGCGGCGCUCGAGUCGGGAGGGGUGGAGAAGGAGACCGGCCUGGCGCGGGUGGUGGUGCCGGCCGAGGAAGCACAAGCCGGUCAGAGUCAGCCACAAGUUGUAUCGGCUGCGCUCGCCAUGUACAAGCGCACCUUUGGCGGCGAGGGCAAGGAGAUGAUCUCGGACGAGGGACUUCGCGCCGCGCUGAUUGAGGGCGGCGUCGAUGAUCCUGACCGCAUCGAGGCACUGCUGGUGGCGACGGGCGAGUCUGGGAUCAAGGACGCGCUUGCGGCCAACACCCAGCGGGUGGUGGACGCCGGAUCGUUUGGCGGGCCGACCUUUCUCAUCCACAACUCGGACGAUUCCGACGCGACGCCGGAGCUCAUCUUUGGCUCGGACCGGUUCCAUCACAUGGCACAUCUGCUCGGUGGUGGUCGAGUCUUGAUCUAG
Molecule: messenger RNA, 741 nt
Organism: Thecamonas trahens ATCC 50062
Lineage: Eukaryota; Apusomonadida; Apusomonadidae
Product: glutathione S-transferase kappa 1
Exons: 2
Coding region: 1-741 (246 amino acids)
Biological process (GO): glutathione metabolic process
Cellular component (GO): mitochondrion; peroxisome
Molecular function (GO): glutathione peroxidase activity; glutathione transferase activity
Source: RefSeq, a predicted model, not a curated record